This is a messenger RNA of Darwinula stevensoni, 912 nucleotides long. The record is from the annotation of a GenBank genome assembly. Lineage: Eukaryota; Metazoa; Arthropoda; Ostracoda; Podocopida; Darwinulidae.
AAGUAUUUGUAGGUCUUUGGUUUCCUUCCAUUCAUGACAAGAUGAACAACAAUGACCAAUAAUCUGUGACCAGUUUGGCACAUCUAGGAGAAUGGAUUUGGAGCAUGAGGAUUCAACUGCAGAGGGGUCUGAGUUUGGAGAGGAGGAUGAUGAGACAGAGAGGAAUUCCAUACGAAAGGAACUGUCUGGGCUGAGCUUUGAAGAACUUCAGGCCUUGAAGCAGGAAUUGGGUUCAAAGGCAUAUAACUUGGCAAUGUUUGGGUCCCAGAAAAAACAGCCAUCAUUGCCUCCUCGUGCCAACAAAAACAGGCCCAGAGAGGUUUCAUCAAAGGUUCCUGUGGGGAUACGGAGGAAUGUGGUGGAGGUGAAAAAGAAGGUGGUCAGAGACCCUCGUUUCCAUGAAUCCUCAGGUUCCUUCAAAAAGAAAGCUUGGAAGGAAGCAUAUGACUUCAUUGAGGAAAUGAAGGAGAAAGAGAUGAAGUUACUCCGAAAACAGCUCAAAGACCCCAGUCAUGAUGGUAAUACACAAAGGAGCAUCCAUCUCACUCUCCAACGAAUGGAAAAUCAGAAGAGGGAAGCCCUGAGGGAGGAAAUGGAGGAGAAACAAAAGGAGGAAGAGAAGCAGAGCAAUAUUCAGAGGAUGAAGGAAGGCAAGAAGCCUUUCUUCACCAGAAAGUCAACAAGGAGGAAGCAGCUUCUGAAGGAGAAGUUUGAGGACUUGCAGAAGAAGGGUCAGUUGGAGAAGUACAUAAAGAACAAGCGCAAAAGACUGGCUGCACGAGAUCGCAAGCAUGUUCUGUGAUGCUCAGAUGUCAUCUGUGAUUCAUGUUCAAGAAACCAGAACCCUGAAUGCUUCAUCAGGAUGCCGUUAUGUUGGUUUAAUAUGAAAAUGAACGUUUUUUUCAGACUUAU